This is a messenger RNA of Amaranthus tricolor (Joseph's coat), 2323 nucleotides long. Its product is annotated as formin-like protein 20. Lineage: Eukaryota; Viridiplantae; Streptophyta; Magnoliopsida; Caryophyllales; Amaranthaceae. The coding region runs from base 248 to 1858 and encodes 536 amino acids. The record is from RefSeq and is a predicted model, not a curated record. The transcript has 4 exons.
CUUGAGAAUAAAAUGAAAAAAAUGGGACAGGGGCAGCUGUCUCCACUCUCGGGAAGUAGAAAAAGAGAAAGUCGUGCAAACUCCUCAUACUUUGACACAUUCAGAAGUCAAAGCGAGCAACGUAAAUUAUCAUCUUUGCUUAUUUCUUAUUCAUCCCUUCCAAAUUCCAUCAAUGCAUAACUCUUGUUUAAGAAAACUAAUUUAUAUUUUCAGUUAAUACCAUCCAUCCAUCCAUCAUCAAGCUAGCAUGUCGCUGUUCCGUCGAUCAUUCUCCAGGAAGCUACCUGAUCAUCUUCUUGAAAUUUCUCAACGUAUUUAUGUAUUCGAUUGCUGCUUGUCAACAUCCAUGAAGAAUGAGAAAGACUGCAGGUCAUACUUGGGUAGUGUUGUUACAAGUUUGCACAACUGUCAUCCUGGUGCUUCUUUUAUGGUGUUCAACUUCCGAGAAGCUGAUCAAAUCAGCUUACUGUCGGACAUACUAAUCGACUAUGAUAUGGCGGUAGUGGAUUACCCUCGUCACUAUGAGGGCUAUCCUAUCCUUCCAUUGGAGAUGAUUCAUUACUUUUUAAGAUCUAGCGACAGCUGGUUAUCUUUAGAAGGUCACAAAAAUGUCAUCCUAAUGCAUUGUGAAGAAGGCGGUUGGCCUGUUCUUGCAUUCAUGCUAGCAGGUCUCCUUCUUGACAGGAAAAAGUAUAGUGGAGAACAGAAGACUUUGGAAAUGGUGUAUAAACAAGCUCCGAAAGAGCUUAGCUCUGCUUUGUCCCCAAUAAACCCUAGAGCUUCUAAGUUAAGAUAUCUUCGGUACAUAACAGGAAGAGAUAUAGCUUCUGAAUGGCCUCCAUCAGAUUCACCUGUGAUUGUGGACUAUAUUCUGCUGAGGAAUCUUCCAUUAUUUAGUGGCGGUAAAGGUUGCAGGCCUGUGGUUCAAAUAUAUGGACAGAAUCCUUCGGCUAAGGCAAAUAGAACUGCACUUCUUUUGUUUUCAUCUUUAACAGCAGAUGAACCUGCUUUGAUGUAUUCGAAGGAAGAAUGUGCAUUCGUUAAAUUAGAGCUUCGAUGUCAAGUUCAAGGCGAUGUCUUCCUUGAAUGUAUCCACUUGGGUGAUGAUCUAGUAACAGAAGAGAUGAUAUUCAAAGUCAUGUUUCACACAGGAUUUGUUCAAUCAAACAUAUUGGCUCUAAACUCUGAUGAUAUAGAUGCUCCCUGGAACACAAAGAUCCCGAAAGAAUUCAAGGCAGAGGUUCUCUUCCAAGACAUGAAUGAAGUCCCGAAAAAUAUAACAUUGGAAUUAGGGAAAGAGGAAGAAUCACAUGAUUCCGAUAGUGAAUUCUUCGAGGUAGAAGAGAUUUUUGAUCCUAUGUCUGAGAGCGUAGAAAAGAAGGAUAUUGGACCGGAAACUGUUCAAGAGGUGAUUUUACCUGGUGACAACAACAAAGACUAUACUUUGCGCAAUGGGUCUCCCAGAUGGGAUUUGGAAACUGAUGAAAGUGAAGCUGUUUCUCCUGAUAUAGGCAAUUACAAACAAGCUAAAUCAGAAGCAGAAUCUGAUUUAGCGAGUGCUUCAUCAACGAACAUAGUUGUGGUUGAUUCAUGUGGAGGUGAAAUACAAGAUGUGAAAGUGGAAAUCGAUCCAAAACCAGUUGUUAUUUCAGGUCCUGCUAAACCAAAACAGAACAAGAAGAGCAAAUGGCAAGAAAUUACAUCGAAGACUAUUAAGCAACAAAGGGUGAUUUCUCAGUGGGUGCCUCGAGCAAAAACACCACCAACUAUCGAGUCUAGCAAGCCAAAAGCGCCAGUAUAUAAGUGGGUUCCUAAAGGACCGGCUACACCUUCAAGCGCUGCAUCCGGUGAAGAAUAAGACAGAUGUUGCCAUUACGGGUCUUUUGUGAGAACUGAGAGUUUUACCGUCUACCCCAGCUAAGCUGAUGGGAGCAAAUACCAGAAGGCAGAAGCCGUAAGAGCUAUACUGAGAAAAAGUACCGUUUUAAGGUACUUUAGAUGUACCAAAUAAUUUUUUGUGUAGUACAUUGCAUAUUAUGCAUUAUAAGUUUGUAUUUUUAGAUAUAACUCGUAUUUCUCCAACAUUUUGAACGUCAUAAGCAGCUAUUUCUUUUUUGUCUUAUAUUUUUAUUAUUAUAGUAAGUUUCCGUCGAAAUUUCCUGACCAGUUGUAAAAUACCCAAGGCAAAGCUACUAAACUAAGGAUCUAAAUGCACAAAUGUGGAGUCUAUUCAUAAAUCACAAUCUUCUUGGAUCAUUAUAAUUGAUCAAGUCAUCCAUUAUUGUACAGUUCACAUUUAACUUACUCUUACAUUUCCAAAGCU